Molecule: messenger RNA, 528 nt
Organism: Acanthosepion pharaonis
Lineage: Eukaryota; Metazoa; Mollusca; Cephalopoda; Sepiida; Sepiidae
Source: the annotation of a GenBank genome assembly
AUGAUUUUUUUCUCAUACCUUUUUCUUUUUUUCUUUCUUUCUUUUUUCUUUUCUUUUUCUUUUCUUAAAAAAUUUCUUUCUUUCAUUUUUCUUUUUUUCUUUUCAUUUCAUUCUCCUUCUUUCUUUCUUUCUUUCUUUCAUUUCUUUUCCUUUUCUUUUUUCUUUCUUUCUUUCUUUUCAUUUUUCUUUCCUUUUUCUUUCUUUUUUCUUUCUUUCUUUUUUUUUUUUCAUUCUUUCUUUUUUCUUUUUUUUCUUUCUUUCUUUCAUUUUUCUUUCUUUCUUUUCUUUUUUUUCUUUCUUUCAUUCUCAUGCCUCUUUUUUCUUUCUUUCUUUCUUUUCUUCCAUUCUCAUUUUCCUUUUUCUUUUUUUUUUUCCAAUCUUCUUUCUUCUUUUUUCUUUCAUUCUCAUGCCUUCUUUCUUUCUUUCUUUUUCAAAUUUUCAUGCCUUCUUUCUUUUUUAUUCUUUUCUUUUUUUCUUUCUUUCUUUCAUUUAAUUUCUUUUCUUUCUUUCUUCCUUUUUUUCUUUUAA